ACUCAUUCUUUACUUCCCACCGUACUUUUAACACUGAAAUAAUGGAAACAUUUGACCUUUAGACCAUUAAUUCUCUUACCUUAUUUCAAUUUUAUUGCGCUACCGACUACAGAGUAGUGGUUCAAAUUAUGCAGAAGAUGUAUGUAUGUAACACAGAGAGGAAAUGAGAACUCGUGCUUUCUGCUCUGAGCGCUCACGCCCAAGGUUUCAGAGCCAGAACCCAGAACCACCAACCACCACUUUUGUGCUUUAGCAUGGAACAGAACCUACAAUAAUUUUAACACAGACUAGGUAUAGUAACAGGUCCUAGCAUCGAAACACCCCAAGGUCUGUAAAACAAGAGCUUGGCUGGUAAGCUCCGUGCGGCCAUAUUGCUACAUUGCUCAGAGUACAUAUACAUAUAGUCUAUAUAUGACCCGUGAAAAGGGAUCAACAAUCAUGCAAGCAAGUGCAUGUGUAACACCACGAAUUUUUACUGCAAUACAGAAUGUGGACAUAUACGAGUUAUCAAUGUGUUCUCAUAAAGAAAUUCGACCAAUUUUACCAUGUUUGGUCCGCAUGAGUCUAAUUUCUCCUUUAGACAUAACAAGAGACUGUGUGGAAGAAAGAAAACAAGUUCUGACAAUUUUGUCUGGUAUUGAAUCAGUAAACUCGAUAAUUGCACUGCUUUCAAUAGACUUUCAUGCAUUGGAAACUGAUGUUCGUAAAGAGCAGCAAUUGAGGCAAAAAUUAGGUAGUUUGCAGAGAGAUAGUGUACUUGCCCAAUCACUGCAAAGUGGUCUUGCUUUGGAGUUUGAACGUAGUGAGUCUACAAGGCGCAUAAGACUUGUUUUAAGUGAAUUGUUGUAUAUAGCCUCUCAAGUACAAGAAUUACAAAAGAAUCAAGAAUUUCAAAUCAAGCAAUCUGAUUUAUUUGAUAAUGCAGUGUAUAUGGAAGAAAUUAGUUAUGUAAUUUGUAUUGCACUGGCGGAGUUGCCAACCCUACUAUCAAUUUUAGAUAUUACGGAAACAUUACUACAUGUUAAACAUGGUCCAGAGAUAAUUUGUUGGAUAGUUGCAAAUAUUCCUGAUAGCUUUAAUGAAGUAUGUGCGCAUUUAAUUGCCAAUGGAGAAAGACAAGAGGAAUCAACAUUGGGCCGAAUCAGAACAAUGGCUUUGACAAUGUUAUGUCAAAUGAACCCUAGUCAAGCUUUAGCAAUAAGAGCAAAGUGUGUAGAACUAUGUAGAAUGCCUGCUUUAGCCAUUACAUUAAGUCUAGAACAUGAAAAUAUAAACAAUGAUGACUCAGAAAGUGAUAUAGUUGCAUUUGUAUCAGGAUUAUUGCUUGGUAGUGAUCAACAAGUAAGGACAUGGAUUGCAAUGUUUAUCAGGAAUGGACAGAAACGUAAAUGGGAAUCUCAUACAGCAUUACAAACAUUAAGAGAAGAACUUCUCAAACGUUUACAAGUAAUCACAUCCCAAAAUGCAGGUCAAUUAGCAGAAAGUCAAGUCGUUCAAGCCAGUGCAUUAUUACGUCUUUAUUGUGCAUUAAGAGGUAUUGGAGGUAUUAAAUUUCAAGAUGAUGAGGUAGCAAUGAUUGUUCAGUUGUUAACAUCUCAUCCACCUCCAUCUCCUGCUGGCGUAAGAUUUGUUUCUUUAGGUCUCUGUAUGCUGAUAGCAUGUUCAUCAUUAAUAGGACAUCACAAUCUUGAAAAGCGUAGUAUAGAGUGGGUGCAAUGGCUUGUUCGUGAAGAAGCUUAUUUUGAAAGUGCUAGUGGUGUCACAGCAAGCUUUGGAGAAAUGUUACUUUUGAUGGCUAUACAUUUUCAUAGCAAUCAACUAUCUGCUAUCUGUGAACUUGUGUGUGCAACUCUAGGAAUGAAGAUACCAAUUAGACCAAAUAAUUUGACCAGGAUGAAACAAAUUUUUAUGCAAGAAAUAUUUACAGAGCAAGUUGUUACUUCUCAUGCAGUGAAAGUACCAGUAACAGCUAAUUUAAAUGCAAAUAUUCCAGGAUUUUUGCCUGUACAUUGUAUUCAUCAAUUAUUGAAAUCACGAGCAUUUGCAAAACACAGAGUUCCAAUCAAAAAUUGGAUUUAUAAACAGAUUUGUAAUAGUGUGCCACCACUGCACCCAGUUCUUCCUGCUUUGGUUGAAGUAUAUGUCAAUUCCAUUGUAUUAACCAACAAUAAAACGUCAGAACACACAAACAAACCAAUUACUGAAGACGAAAUUAGAAGAGUAUUCCAAAACAGUGUUUUUGGAGCAAAUUUUGAUUUUAAGAAAGGUAUUACUGCUCCUCAGUGCGAGGUUGAUAAUACAGAUUUUGAAAUUACAAAACCUUCUCUUACAUCACAGUUGCUAUUACUGUAUUACUUAUUAUUGUAUGAAGAUGUCAGAUUGUCUAAUAUGCAUACAUUCAUCUCACAGGAUAGAAAAGUUAAAUCAUAUUCAACUGAAUUUCUAUCCGAGUUACCAAUAAAAUACCUACUUCAAUUGGUUCAAAGGGAUCAAAUGAAUUAUGCCGGUCUCUUUUCUCCUCUUCUUAGACUAUUGGCAACUCAUUUUCCCCACCUUUCAUUAGUAGAUGAUUGGCUUGAUAAUGAGAUGAUUAAUAUAGACUCGACGGUUAUAAAUUAUGAGAAUGUAAAGAUUACUGAUAUCAUGAUUAUUGAAACAUUUUCUCAUAUACAAACAUGCCCUUCAAGAACAGGGAGAUUGUUAAGACAAUUAAUGUCAACAAAACCAAUUGAUAUCUGGCCUCAUGCUGAAGUUAUAAUUUAUUAUUUCAAGGCUAUCUUAAAUCAAGGAGUUCCUAGAUAUAUUCAAGAGUUAUAUAAACAAGUGUGGCUUAGGUUAAAUACAGUUCUUCCAAGAUGUUUGUGGGUGUUAUCAAUAAACGCACUGUUAAUAGAAAAUUCUAUUAUAAAAAACGUAUUUUUAACGCAGGAAAAUAUUGUCUUAGAUCCCUUACAAGUAUUAAGAUGUGAUACAAGGGUUUUUAGAUGUGCUCCAAUUUUAUCUAUUAUCAUAAGAAUUUUGCAAGCUGCAUUAGCUGCCUCUCGAUCACAGUUAUCUAGGCAUAUACAGGACAAACCACUGACUGAAAAAAUUGGUCAGUUAUCAAGUGAUGCUGAAAGAGAAGAUUUAAGAACAGCUUUAGUGGCAGGACAAGAAAGUGCAGCAGUUCAAAUAUUAUUAGAAGCAUGUUUAGAAACAAAAGAAGAUAGAGAAACUCCUGGACAAAUGUGGUCCUUAAGAGAAAUUCAAAGUAUUAUUUGUUCAUACUUGCAUCAAGUGUUCAUAGCGGAUCCAUCAUUAGCCAAAUUAGUUCACUUUCAAGGUUAUCCGAGAGAAUUGUUACCCAUCACAGUUACGGGUAUUCCAUCUAUGCACAUAUGUCUUGACUGGAUUCCUGAAUUGUUAUCUCAGCCAGAAUCAGAGAAGCAAAUAUUUGCUGUAGAUUUGGCAUCGCAUCUUGCAAUUCAGUAUGCCCUACCAAAGGCUUUAAGCGUUUCCCGCUUAGCAAUCAAUACUAUGGUAACACUUUUAGGAGUGUUAUCUGCUAAAGAUCGUGUAAUUUUAUUUAUGCCUGUAUUACCGGCUUUAACACGAAUAUGUUUAGCUUUCCCACCAUUAGCUGAAGAUACUACAGGUUUAUUGUUACAACUUGGUAGAGUUAAUUCUGCUCAAGCAGCGUUAGGAGAUAAAUCUGCAGAUAUUUUAUGUCGUGAGGUCAGUGAAACUUUUUGUAUGUUAUUGCAGAAAGCUAUAUUACAAUCGCAAGUGUAUUAAAGAAUUAUUUUUGCUACUCCCAUAUUAAUUGUGAACUUAAUGUUUUAAGUUUAAAAUUGUUUUAAAUAAAUUAUUGUAAAUAAAUUAUUUCUAUAAUUAA
This is a messenger RNA of Megalopta genalis, 3874 nucleotides long. The record is from RefSeq and is a predicted model, not a curated record. Lineage: Eukaryota; Metazoa; Arthropoda; Insecta; Hymenoptera; Halictidae.